CGGCCCACUCAACCGGCCCACUCCGCGCGGUCACUCCCCACGUCGGUGCCUGCCUCGGCGUCUCGGACACCGACUCUGUCGGCUCGUCCGCUCGUCGCCAGCCCCGCAGAGCCGCGACCCUCGCCUGGCUCCGUCACGUCCGGCUCCCCGGGACUGGCCGACUCGCCGCUGCUGCAGUCGUUGCUGCGCUUCUCGUCCUCCCGCCUCGACGACCGGCUGGCGCCAGACGAGGCCGACCAGACCGACUGGUCCUCGCUGGCGCCCGAGCUCGAGUCCCGCCAACAGGGCCUGUCGGAGGCGACGACGCCGAGCCGAGAGGUCGUCUCGUCGUCGUCGCCACCGCCGCCGCCGCCUGUCGCCUUCACGACCAAGUCACUUGGUUCGCCUGGCUCGCUCGCCAGCCUCGGCAGUCGCCAAGCGGCCGUCCAACCCUCGGCCGGCAGACGCAACGAGGCGCCGUCUGGCGACGCGACGGCCGAUGAGUUGGUGGCCGGCAUGCUGGCUCGACUCGCCCUCGAGAACAGCGUGUUGCGGCAGCGUAUCCACCGCGUCACGGCCGAGAUGAAUCGCAUCCUCACGGAGGAGCCAGUCAACCUGACCAACCCGACUAGCACGGCUACCAAGAGACCGACGGCCCGGGCAGCCGCGGGCUCAGGCGAAGAAGAGUCGAGCUGUGCGGGCUCCCGACGGCCGAGACCGCAGUCGCUGGGACGAAGUGGCGAAGCGAAGAAGACCGGUCAGACCAGAGGGUCUACGCGGCCGGUCGGCGCAACCGGGAGCGUGAGAGGCCGAGUCGGCUCGUCGUGUCUGUGGGACGCCAGGCGGUCAGCACCACCGUCCACUUCGGGCGCGCGGGACGACAAGACCAAACGCAGGCUGCAAGUCGGACGGGGGCGGCCUGUACCGAAAUCGGCUCGACCGGCCGCCAGCCGCCCCGAGGCAAAGCAGCCUCCGGCUCGGCUGACCGGCUCGGUGAGUCCUUGUCGAUGUUUGUUGCGAGUGGGUCUCGAGCCCGGUACUGGACCUUGUAAAAAAGUUGUAUUCACCCUCAUUUUGGUCAACAUGAUGCAGGGUUAG
Messenger RNA from Protopolystoma xenopodis, 1077 nucleotides. NCBI's taxonomy places the organism in Eukaryota, Metazoa, Platyhelminthes, Monogenea, Polystomatidea, Polystomatidae. The record is from the annotation of a GenBank genome assembly.